Molecule: messenger RNA, 814 nt
Organism: Mangifera indica (mango)
Lineage: Eukaryota; Viridiplantae; Streptophyta; Magnoliopsida; Sapindales; Anacardiaceae
Product: protein WVD2-like 3
Exons: 4
Coding region: 288-557 (89 amino acids)
Biological process (GO): microtubule cytoskeleton organization
Molecular function (GO): microtubule binding
Source: RefSeq, a predicted model, not a curated record
GUUUGUAACAGAGACAACCGACUCACACACAGCUCCGUUUUCCAUUUUCCAUAUUCCACCUCUGCUCUCUUUACAGAUCUGAUCAAGACCCCACCUAUGGUGCUGAGGAUGCCAUUGCAACCCGAGAACAAGAAGCACCCUGAUGAGGAAGAUUCUUGUUCUGUAGCUUCCUCAUAUCCUUUGACCCCCAAGAAUCAUUGUUUGAUAUCUUAUUCUUCUAUACCUUCUUGUUCUUUCUAUUGCCUCUCCACUCUCUUUCUUUUCAAAAUUCAUGUUAUCUUUUCACUAUGCAUAGAACUGCAGCAUCUUCAAGGACUAUUAAGUCCAGGAUGACUGUUUCUGCAGCUCCUCCAUUUAGAUGUUCAGAACAUGCAGAGAAACAGAAGGAGUUUUAUUCAAAAUUAGAGGAGAAACAUAAAGCAAUGGAAGCUGAGAAAAGCCAGAGUGAAGCAAGGACCAAGAUCUUAAUAUUUGAAGGAAGAGAUAGAGGUGGCGGUCAAGCCAUUCAGAAAGAGUUUAUCUUUUAUGGGGAACCCAAUGCCAAGCUUCUACCAUGAGGGACUACCACCAAAAGCUGACCUGAGAAAGGUAUUGCAUGGUUUUGUUUGUUCUUCUUGUCAUAUAAAAGUUUAGGAUUCUGAGAUGCCAUGCAAACCACUUUCUCCACAAAGCUGCUGAGAAAUUUUGACUUUUUAAUUGAUGAAUAGAAGCAUAAAAGCAUAAGUGUAGGGUUCGUCUAUUUCAAAAUUAUUUUCUCCUAUAUGUUGAAACACUUAUAUAAACUGGAAAAGAAAGAAAGGGAAUUCUUAUGCAA